Molecule: messenger RNA, 1793 nt
Organism: Camellia sinensis
Lineage: Eukaryota; Viridiplantae; Streptophyta; Magnoliopsida; Ericales; Theaceae
Product: cytochrome P450 714C2
Molecular function (GO): heme binding; monooxygenase activity; oxidoreductase activity, acting on paired donors, with incorporation or reduction of molecular oxygen
Source: RefSeq, a predicted model, not a curated record
AAUUAUAUGAGGGUAUGACCUUAGAUUGAAAGAAGAAGUAGAAUAAGAAAAAAAAAAUGGAGGGAGAGAAAAUUUUCAUAGCGAAGAUGAUAUUGUCAGUGGCAUUGGGUGGAUUUGUAGUGUUGUUUGUCCAUCUCUACAAUGUUUUGGUAUGGAAGCCGAGAAGGCUAAGAUCAAAGCUUCAAAGCCAAGGUAUCAGAGGUCCUUCACCCACUUUUCUGUAUGGAAACAUUCCUGAAAUAAAGAGAAUCCAACUUCAGAUGCGAUCCAAGUCAACAACCCCAAAAGACCACCGCCACCACGACGGUGGUGGUGAGAUCGCUCAUGAUUGGCCUGCCACUGUGUUCCCACACAUCGAGCAGUGGCGAAAUGAAUAUGGACCAACAUUCAUGUAUUCAACUGGAAACAUGCAAGUGCUAUGCAUAACAGAUCCAGAGAUGGCUAAGGAAGUGAGCCUCUGUACCUCAUCGAGCCUUGGAAAACCUUCUUAUCUAUCCACGGACAGGGGGGCUCUGCUAGGCCAGGGAAUUCUUACUUCAAAUGGACCUCAUUGGGCCCACCAGAGGAAAAUCAUUGCUCCUGAAUUUUACCCUGAAAAGGUUAAGGGCAUGGUGAACCAAAUGGUGGACUCAAUGACUGCAAUGCUUAAAACUUGGGAGAAUAGAAUCGAAAUUGUGGGAGGAAAUGCAGAAAUCAGAGUUGAUGAGGAUUUGAGGAUUUUGUCUGCAGAUAUAAUCUCAAAGGCUUGUUUUGGAAGCAACUAUUCCCAAGGGGAAAAAAUAUUCCUACAACUCAGAGCCCUUCAAAAGGUCAUGUCUAAGGGAAACAUCGGGGUCCCUGGAUCAAGAUAUUUGCCAAGCAAAAAUAACAGAGAGAUAUGGAGAUUGGAGAAAGAGAUUUAUUCAAUGAUAUUAAAUGUAGUUAAAGCACGUAGUGAGGCUAAAAGUGAGAAAGACCUCUUACAAAUGAUACUUGAGGCUGCCAAGAAUUGCAGAGACAAUGGUGACCUACCACCGGGUAUUACUCCCAACAAGUUCAUAGUGGAUAAUUGCAAGAAUAUAUACUUCGCUGGCCAUGAGACCACAGCUGUAUCAGCAUCAUGGUGCUUGAUGUUAUUGGCUGCAUAUCCAGAAUGGCAAGCUCGUGUUCGUUCUGAGGUGCUUGAGAUCUGUGGGAAGAAUCUUCCAGAUGCAGAUAUGCUUCAAAGCAUGAAAACACUAACUCUGGUGAUUCAAGAGACAUUGCGCCUUUACCCACCAGUAGCAUUUGGGGUAAGAGAAACUUUAGAAGAUAUAAAUCUCAAAGACAUUCACAUUCCAAAAGGCAUCAACAUUCAGAUCCUCAAACCAAUUCUGCAACAGCAUCCAGACAUGUGGGGACCAGAUGUACACCAGUUCAAACCAGAAAGAUUUGCACAUGGAACUAUUGCGGCUUGCAAAAUUUCACAGGUUUUUAUGCCAUUUGGAGUUGGGCCUCGCACCUGUGCAGGACAACAUUUUGCCAUGAUAGAAUUGAAGGUGAUUUUAUCUCUCAUUCUGUCAAAGUUUAGCUUCUCACUCUCCCCAAAAUAUCGACACUCCCCAGUAUUUAGGUUAGUUAUAGAGCCUGAGCAAGGAGUUAUACUCCAUGUCAAGAGAGUGUGAUCUUUUCUGUUUUCUUUGAGAAAAGAUUUGGCAGACAUACAAACUCGUAUUUGUCAAGUAAAGAAGUGCAAAUUUCCAUGCACAUUUUGUACUACUAACUAAAAAAAAAGUACUGGAUUAUUUAUUUUUUAGGGCAGGCCUUGGCACAAA